AUGGUAUGUGUCUCACUCAGAUCAUCCACGACAUUGUAUGUGGUGAAAUGGUGGGGGGUUCAUCGCUAUUCCGUCAACAACCUCCACCCGGUCGAUUCCAGCGAUCCGCUUCAUUCCGUUCACCGUUCAAUCUCAUCGCCGUCACCAUCCGUCCACUCCACUCCACCACUCACAAAAUGGAUCCCUAGAAUCCCUGGCCCUGCCGCCCGCCAACCUCCCAAGGCCGCCAGCGUAUGCGCGGCCAGUCCUGAUCGACACGACACGUACCUCCCCUCUCGCGCCAUCGAGCAAGGCGACGCCAGCAUGGUCUAUUACCGACCGGCACCGAUCGGCGCCGACCUGCGAUACGGGUUCGAGCGGCGCGUGGAGCGUGACGAAAGCGUGGAGGAACAUCUGGAUGGACUGUGCGACGCUCUGAGAGUGUUGCAUGAGGGUGGGCGAGGGGCCGAGAGGCUCGGAGGUGUGGUUACCUGGCGCGGGAUGAUGACGAGGAUCAUGACGGCCCCAUUCGAGGACCGCGAUGGUUGGGAGAUGAACUGCGUGCCCCUUGGCGGCUCGAUUUACCUCGAACUGGACGACCCUCCCGAGAAGCGCAGCUAUCGGGCAAAAGAUUCGGCCAAAUGGGCUCUCCAGAGCUAUAUGGGUUACUCUUACGAAAGCUUCUCAACUACCACGCCUGAAGGGGAUCCCGAAGACUCGCCAGAGGGAUGGAGCGGAGACGUGAACACCAAUGUGCAGUGGUGCAACAUCGUCCGCUCGGCGAUUGGCGAGAUUCCUCUCUGUCUCGGUGGCGAGGUGGACUGUGUUCAAGCCGAAGUGGGAGCGCCAAACCCAGGUCUCGACGCGUGUGUCGAACUCAAGACCAAUAAGGUCAUUGACAGCGACCGCGCCGACAUGGUCUUCCAUAAGAAGUUGCUCAAGCACUGGGCACAGAGCUUCCUCUUGGGCGUGCCGACUGUCGAGCUUGGAUUCCGAACCGAGGAAGGCAUCAUCGCCGAGCGCCACCUGUUCGAGACUGAGCGUAUACCCGCACUGGUCGCGUCGGGCCCACGGCCAGCAUGGUAUCCGACCCCAUGCCUGCACUUCUUGCACGCCGUCCUCGGCCUCUUGGUCCGUCACUUGCUCCCUGCAGACCCACGUCCACCAGGCGCGCCUCCCGUGUACGCGAGUGAAGGCAAUCUCCCGCCAGCACCGACUUUUAGGCUGAGGUUCACUCCGCGUCGUGGCGUAGAGUUGUUCCGCCUGCCCAGCGUGAACAGCGAGCGGUGGGGCGGUAUCCUGACCGAGGACUAUACGCGCCAUGUGCUGGAGCGUGAUGCAUAG
Messenger RNA from Apiotrichum porosum, 1323 nucleotides. RefSeq names its product Protein rai1. NCBI's taxonomy places the organism in Eukaryota, Fungi, Basidiomycota, Tremellomycetes, Trichosporonales, Trichosporonaceae. The record is from RefSeq and is a predicted model, not a curated record. The transcript is spliced from 7 exons. Gene Ontology annotation, biological process: nuclear-transcribed mRNA catabolic process; NAD-cap decapping. Gene Ontology annotation, molecular function: mRNA 5'-diphosphatase activity. Bases 1 to 1323 code for a protein of 440 amino acids. Gene Ontology annotation, cellular component: nucleus; cytosol.